Messenger RNA from Psylliodes chrysocephalus, 654 nucleotides. NCBI's taxonomy places the organism in Eukaryota, Metazoa, Arthropoda, Insecta, Coleoptera, Chrysomelidae. The record is from the annotation of a GenBank genome assembly.
AUGGAUCCGAUUACAAAUAAUGAACAGGAUGCGUAUCUCCAGGCUUUGAUAGAAUGUACUCCAGUGACAAGAAAACGUCCACGAGUAAAUCCAGAGGGUGCGAAACCUAAAUCGCAUACUUUCAAAUACAAUGUAUCGUUUAGUUCUGGUAAGUUUGCAGUAUACAAGGCGGCAUUUAUCAGUAUACAUGGCAUAACCACUGAUCGUGUCCGGCGUUUGUCCAAUCUACUUUCUUUGGGAAAAUCUCCUAAAGACAAACGAAGAAAACAAACUUCUGGAAAUACUAUACCAGGAGAAUUCAUAAGAUUGAUAGAGGAUCACAUUAGAUAUUUUCCUGUCAAGCGUGCUCAUUACACUAACAGGGAUUACCAAUAUUUGAGUGAAAAACUGGACAUCAAGAAAAUGCAUCAACUUCUGCUUGAGUUAUACCCAGAAUGUUCUGUAAAGUACAGUUUUCAUAGACGAAUUUUUCGAGAAAUAUUCAGUUUAUCUUUUGGAAGGUCCCGAGUGGAUACGUGCGAAGAACUUUCCAACAAGAAUAAAUCGAAGUAUUUAAACGAUGCUGCAAAGGAGAGCGAAGAAGUUUUUCACGAAAAUGGAGUCAAUUCAAGAAUUAUGCCGAAACGAUCCAUCGGUUGGAGGGAUAUGUAUUGA